UAAUAUGUUGACACUUGGUGAAAUAACAAAAAAUUAAUCUAUUUUGUCAGUAUACAAUCAAUUAAUAUUUGUUUUGUUAGUAUAGUGCUUUUUCUUACUCGUUAAGUUUAUUUUUGGAAAGUUUUGAGGUUAUGUAUGUUCAAAUCGAAGGCACUCGAAGAACAUUACGUUUUAUCAUAAAUGUGUGAUGAUUCGAAUGGAUUUUUAAAAUCUGUAGAGAUAUAAAAUAGAUUUACAUAAUUCAUAAGAAUUGAUGUGAUACCACUUGCAGCACCUUAUUCAUUGAACAUGAAUGAUUUUUACAAUCCACUUGGCCCAAAAGCAGCAUUUCCUCCACCACCUAAACCAAAACCCAAAAGAGUUCCAGUUUUUAUGUACGAUGAAGAGUGGGACAAAAUAGCAAUAUACCUUGUGACCAAUCAUCAAAGAUACAGAGAAAAUAUAAUAAUCCCUAGAUGUCUGGGUGGAGGCUACAUCAAAUCAAAUGAAGAAAAGAGUAUUGAAAGAUUUAUGGAAAGCUGUGUUUUUAAAAGCAUCAUGAGUUGUGUUUUAGGGUUUGGUCUUGGUGCGGCACUGGGUUUGUUCACAUCAAGUGUGAACCCAAACGUCGCUGCUGUUGAAAAGCAACAAACAGCUCGUGAAGUCUUUCGGGAAAUGAGAAUGACAACAUUAUCUUAUGCCAAAAACUUUGCUGUUAUCGGUUUUUUCUUCUCAGGUGUUGAAUGUGCCAUAGAAUCAUAUCGUGGUAAAACUGAUUGGAAGAAUGGCACGUAUGCAGGAGGCUUGACAGGAGGGCUUCUUGGUCUGAGAGCCGGCGUCAAGGCAGGUAUCGUUGGUGCCCUAGGCUUUGCAGCCUUCUCUACAGCAAUUGAUUAUUACAUGCACAAGGACUGAGCUGAGAGCCCAACGCACGCGCAGGCUUCUCAAGACGCUUGUCUUUGAUAUGUAAAAAAUGAAUUUGUAUAAAAAAGAAUACUUAUAUCGUGAGUCAUUCUCACGACUUUGUUAUAUUUAAAACUAAUAACAAUACUCGUUAAAGUGAUGUGUAAAGUAUGUUAAUAAUAAAAAAAAAUUGACUUGUUGAAAU
This is a messenger RNA of Copidosoma floridanum, 1087 nucleotides long. RefSeq names its product mitochondrial import inner membrane translocase subunit Tim22. Gene Ontology annotation, cellular component: TIM22 mitochondrial import inner membrane insertion complex. The record is from RefSeq and is a predicted model, not a curated record. Gene Ontology annotation, molecular function: transmembrane protein transporter activity. Gene Ontology annotation, biological process: protein insertion into mitochondrial inner membrane. Lineage: Eukaryota; Metazoa; Arthropoda; Insecta; Hymenoptera; Encyrtidae.